AUGGAUCCUAAUCAUUUUCAUUAUCAACAAGCUUUUUUCAAUUACAUGCAAAAUUCUCAAAAUCCUAAUCCUCAAAAUUCUCAAAUUCCACUGGUGUCGACAAACCCCGCCAUAUUUCUUCUGUCACCAAACAAUCCAAAUAUGUAUCUUAUACCUCAAAUGAAUUCUAAUAGUAUGGAAUUUUCUACUCAAGUUCCAUCAUUUUCUACUCAAGUCCCACCAUUUUCUACUCAAGUUGAUACUGAAAAAGAAGAAAGGGUUGUCGUUAAAAAAAGAUCUCGAGAGCAAUUUACAAGGGAAGAAGAUAUACUACUUAUCCAAUCAUGGAUCAAUGUUUCAAAGGAUCCAAUUGUGGGAGUUGAUCAAAAGGCUGAGAAUUUUUGGUUAAGAAUUGCUGCUAGUUAUAACCAAUAUCGUGGGUAA
Messenger RNA from Lathyrus sativus (Indian pea), 423 nucleotides. The record is from the annotation of a GenBank genome assembly. NCBI's taxonomy places the organism in Eukaryota, Viridiplantae, Streptophyta, Magnoliopsida, Fabales, Fabaceae.